Messenger RNA from Musa acuminata subsp. malaccensis (wild Malaysian banana), 2069 nucleotides. Its product is annotated as patellin-4. The record is from RefSeq and is a predicted model, not a curated record. NCBI's taxonomy places the organism in Eukaryota, Viridiplantae, Streptophyta, Magnoliopsida, Zingiberales, Musaceae. Gene Ontology annotation, molecular function: lipid binding.
AAGAAACCAUCCUUCUCUCCCUGUCCGUUGUGGUGGCUUUCCUCGUCUGCUGUCUCCCUCAUAUCCCCCGUUGCGAUCGUGAAGCUGCCGUCCCAUCCGCCGUCCACCAUGACUUACGAGGUGAGUUCAGAUGCCGGAGCCCCGACGGCCGCGGAUCCCGUCGAAGAGAAAGUUGCGGCCGCCGCCGAUGGCGACGAGAGGAAAACAGAAGUGGAUACCAAGGUUGUCGCCGACGUGGAGGAGAAGAAAAUGCCGGAACCGCCGUCCUCGGACCAUCCUUCCGUCGAGAAGUGCUCCUCCUUCAGGGAGGAGAGCAACUUCUUGUCGGACCUGAAGGAGGCCGAGAAGAAGGCGCUCAUCGAGCUCAGAGCCAAGGUCGAGGAGGCCAUCCUCGAGGGCAAGCUACUCCUCGCGAAGCAAGAGGAGCAGAAGCCGAUGGAGAAGAAGGAAGUGGCCGAGGAGAAAGGCAAGACCGAUCAUGAAACCCGAGAAGGCGGGGAAGGUGAAACGGCGAUGCUUGAUCAAACCAAGGAGAAGAAGGAAGAGGUCACGGAGAGAGAAAAGGCCGAUCCUGAAGCCCAGGGAGGCGGGGAAGGUGAACAGGCGAAGCUUGAUCGAGGGAAGGAGGAGGAGGAAGAGGUCAAGGAGAAAGAAUGCGGUGAAGGUGAAAAGGCGAUACCUCGUCAAGCGAAGGAGGAGGAAGAGAAAGAGAAGGUCGAUCCUGAAACCCGAGAAGAAGGGGAAGAAGGCGAAAAGGUGAAGCUUGACCAAACGGCGGAUGUGAAAGCGGAAGAAAAGGCGGCGCCUUUGGAGGAGAAGGCCAUCGCGACUGCGGCGUCCGAGGCCAAGAAUGUCGGAGACAGCGACAAGGAGGCCACCCUCUGGGGCGUGCCCCUCCUGCCGAGCAAAGGCUCGGAACGCGCCGACGUGAUCCUCCUAAAGUUCCUCCGCGCCCGCGAUUUCAAGGUGAAGGAUGCAUUCGAGAUGCUGCGGAACGUACUGGUAUGGAGGAAGCAGUUCCGCAUCGACUCCAUUCUGGACGAGGAGUCGCUGGGAGCCGAUUUUGUGGCUGCGUGCUACAUGGACGGCGUCGACCGGGAGCGGCAUCCGGUGUGCUACAACAUGCCGGGCGUGUUCCAGAACGACAAUCUGUACCAGGAGACCUUUGGGUCGGAGCAAGGGAGGGAGAGGUUCCAGCGGUGGAGAGUGCAGCUGAUGGAGAAGGGGAUCAAAGCGCUCGACUUCAAGCCCGGCGGGGUCGCCUCACUGCUGCAGAUCACCGACCUCAACAACUCGCCGGGCCCGUCCAAGAAGGAGCUUCGCACCACCAUGAAGCAGGUCGUGCAGCUGCUUCAGGAUAACUACCCGGAACUCGUCGCGAGAAAUAUCUUCAUCAAUGUUCCUUUCUGGUACUACGCAUUCCACGCUCUGAUCUCUCCUUUCUUGACCCAACGAACCAGGAGCAAGUUCGUCUUCGCUCGUCCCGCAAAGGUCGCAGAAACUCUUCUCAGGUACGUCCCUGCCGAAGCUGUCCCCGUCAGAUACGGCGGUCUUAAGCGCGACGACGACACCGAGUUCUCAGCAGAAGACGGCGGGGUUUCGGAGGUCAUCGUCAAAUCUAACUCCACCGAGACCCUCGAGAUCCCUGCUCCUGAGGGUGGGACGACGAUCUUCUGGGACCUGAGUGUUCUGGGAUGGGAGGUGAGCUACAAGGAGGAGUUCGUGCCCACCGACGAGGGAUCCUACACCAUCGUCGUUCGGAAGAGCAAGAAGAUGGCGGCGGCGGAGUUGCCUGUUCGGAACUCGUUCCGGAACAGCGAGCCCGGCAAGGUCGUGCUGACGAUCGAGAACAACUCAUUCUGGAAGAAGAAAGCGUUGUAUCGCUACAAGAUCAAGAAGAGCUGUUGAGAACCAACGACGAACUCCAUGAAUCCGUACUCGUGGCGGAGAUGCUGUAAUUUUAGGAAGGAUACUAGAAAUUUGUUGUUUAUUUAUAUAUUAUUUAUUAUCGUAUAAUUCGUUCAAAAAAGAAUGCAUUGUUAUUUCAAAAUAAGCGUAAUAAUAAUAAC